Temnothorax curvispinosus is the source of this 1480-nucleotide messenger RNA. RefSeq names its product afadin- and alpha-actinin-binding protein A-like. The record is from RefSeq and is a predicted model, not a curated record. The coding region runs from base 404 to 1192 and encodes 262 amino acids. The transcript is spliced from 6 exons. Lineage: Eukaryota; Metazoa; Arthropoda; Insecta; Hymenoptera; Formicidae.
UCUUGUUUGAUUGUAAAAUUGUUGAUAUAUUCGGCGUAUUUGAAAAUCUAUUUGAAAAUGAAAACGAGAGAAAGGAAUCUACAUGCGCGGGAGAGGGUAAAGUUUAGGUUUAGAUUUCGGUUAGUGAUCGUAGGUCGUAGGAUUUGUAGGGGGUUGUUGUUGUUGUGUGUGAGUGCAGGAGAAACAGAGAAAAUAACCAAACUAUAUUCUUGCAAUGAAAUAAGGACAUUAUAAUAAAAUAAGAGUGCUAUUGUAAGUAUAAAAAUAUGAAAAAGGGACUUAUUAGAAAAUUAAUCUAGCUGAAGAUGAAAUAUCUAGGGAAGAGAUAUAUAUGUUUCAAAAAGGGAAUUAUUGAGGUUAGGAAUUACAGAGUAGCAGAUCAAUCUCCUUAUAUAGGAUAAAUAUGAGUGCAAUUUCCAACGGUACUUACCCAAAGAGGGAUUUGAGAAGUAUGCUUGCUGAACGGAACGACUUUAUUAGCGAAGAAACUGUAUUCUGUAAACAGGACAAUUUAGAACAGUCUUUGCAUAUACUGAAUGAAGAAUUUGAGUCAUUGAUCGGUAUCCCACCGGUAGCCAUAGGCAAUGAUCGGCAAAGCGCAGAAUCGUUGAAAAAGCUAUGUGUACAAGUGAUAAAUGCCACUUGGAAGUUGACACAUAAGCAUAGAUACUUAAUGCGAUUACACGAUCAAUUGAUUGAUUUAAAUCAGCGAACUGUUAAUGAUAAUGUUACUCUUAAGAAUCAUAUAAAGCGCUUGAAGGAAGACUUAGAGAAGAAGGAACAUACGAUAUGUAAAGUAGAGGAGAGAGAAAGGAGACUUAAUGUUAAAUUUGAGGAUGCAUCACGCGACCUGAAGCAAGAAAAGGAAGAGAUACGAAAGCUAAAGAAACAAGCUCAGUUUAAAGAGACUCAACAUGAGCACGAAAUAAGAAGAAUCACGCAGAAUAGUCAGAAGCUCCAAGAGCAGUUACACAAAUCUGCUGGUUCUUUUACACCAAGAGACAAAUUAUUAGAAAAAAUGCAUGAGAAGGAGUUAACUGGAUACAAGAAAACUAUUUGCCGUUUGGAAGAAAACAAUAGACAGAUGUUGCAAGAAAUUAAUAAUCUGAAGGAAGCUCUGGAGUUACAUAAGAUCGGAAUUGAUUUACAUAUCGAAGCAUCUGGAGGAACAUGGGCCAAUGUAGAUACUUGAACAUAAAAUAUAAUUGAUGUUUAUAAUUUAUUCAUAUCUUAGACGUAUAGGAAAAAAGUGCAUACAAUUGCUAGAAAUAUAUGUAUAGUCUUAGAAACACAGCAAUAUACGGAAUUUUGUAGUAAUAUUUAUUUUGUUCUAUAAUCUGUAAUUGUUCUAUAAUUUGUAACUAGAAAGCUUUUUGUAUUUUGAAUAAGUUUCGUUAUUUUAUGUAUUGAUGCGUAUUAGAGAAAUUUUGUUUAAUUGUAAGAUUUGUGAAUUGAAUAAAGGUGCUUUGUGGUUCCCUAA